AUGCUCUCGACAUUGAAUCAUACUUCUCCGUGUUUGAGUGUCGUUACCAAGGGUGCUCUUGGAGCGUCGCGAAACGCUCUUGCUGCCUCCUUACCCCGACAUUUCGCCGGUAAGGCUUCUCCUAGUGGUGGUGAAUGGCAGACUAUGGAUGGUUGCACUGCUGUGUGCCAUGUGUCUUAUGCUAUGAUGGAAACCGCCUACAUUUACCCUAUUACCCCCUCGUCCCCUGCUGCUGAGCUUGCUGAGCAGUGGUCAGCGCUCGGUGUGAAGAAUGUGUUCGGUGAUAUCCCCAAGAUAACUCAGAUGCAGUCUGAAGCCGGUGCUGCCGGUGCCCUCCACGGUGCCUUAGCGGCCGGUUCUUCGGCCACGACCUAUACGGCCAGUCAAGGUCUCCUCCUUAUG
This is a messenger RNA of Perkinsus marinus ATCC 50983, 402 nucleotides long. Its product is annotated as pyruvate-flavodoxin oxidoreductase, putative. Gene Ontology annotation, molecular function: oxidoreductase activity. The annotation marks the transcript as partial. The transcript has a single exon. The record is from RefSeq and is a predicted model, not a curated record. Gene Ontology annotation, biological process: response to oxidative stress. Lineage: Eukaryota; Perkinsozoa; Perkinsida; Perkinsidae.